This is a messenger RNA of Cyclocybe aegerita, 822 nucleotides long. NCBI's taxonomy places the organism in Eukaryota, Fungi, Basidiomycota, Agaricomycetes, Agaricales, Hemipholiotaceae. The record is from the annotation of a GenBank genome assembly.
AUGUCUUCCGAUGAUCCAGAAGGGUAUCUCAGGCGCCAUCUUGAGGAAAUGGAUCAAAGCAUUCAUCGCAACUCGUAUAAACCAGGCUCUUGGGCAGGCGAUCGGAUUAUCCUUCUGGGCGACUACGCUUCCGACUUUCCUCCAUCUCUGACGCAGCGCGACGUCGAACGCAUCUCAAAGUUCUGCCAGGACAAUAAGGUCAAGUUCGAGCCUGCCCGGCCGGUCUCUCCGGAAAGUCGAGCAAGACUCACCCCAGUGGAGCUAGCGACUGAAGAAGCAGAGUACGCGGUGCGCAACGUGUACCGGCAACUCACAGAAGUAGCAUCCGGGCAUGGAUGGCACAACGGACGACCACUCAAUGGUCGGCUGUGGAUCGGAGACCAGGGGGCGUUCCCGACGAAGGUUGUUUGGGUCCUGCGUAACCUCAGCAAGCGUGUCUAUGUUCGGUCGGACGGUUUCCCGGAUAUGAAGGAAGACGAGAACACAGGGAGCAUGGAGUAUUAUUAUUACCCCGACCCCAUGAAGACUCCUGGUCUCUCUCAGGUGCUGUACAUGCGCUGCGCGUGGUCGACAGACGAUUCCAUGGCCACACCAUAUGAAGGAGAACCGCCGCUGCAUCGCGGACUGUGGGCAAGCGAUAGAUUCGAUGUUGUUCUAUACGAGGACGCCGCUGAAACGCUUCACGAAGAAGGAUGGGAAGACGUGACGAGAGAGUUAGCGAAGGAGAUGUAUGGCUUUUUCAAAGCCGAGUAUGAGGGCUGCUACGGCAAGGGGAUUUAUCCAGCAUGGAGAGAGGAACCAGAUGUGGAUGAGGAGGAGUAG